AUAGUGAGGGAACGCGUUUUCAAAUAUUUUGCUGGUCUAAACUCGUUUGCUUGGUGUCAGAACAUGGUUUGGAAAACACCCCUUUUGCCUAUUUGACAAUGUUUUCGCAAUUUGCUCUCUUUCGAUACCUUUGAAGAGUUAUUCAUUGGGAUUCAACUCUGUCUCUGUUCAAGUUCGGUUUUUUGAAGAAAAACUCUAUCUGGGUCGUGCUUUUUUGCCCCAGUUGACGUUUACACGCAACAAGAAUGAGCAAAAACUGGAAAUUCAGCUGCUUCAUGGAUCUUAAGGGAAUUCUGUGCCUUCUGACUUUGUGUUUGUUGUUUCAGAACUUUCAUUUGUGUUGCUCUUUGAAUGAAGAAGGUAAAGCUCUUCUGAAGUUGAAGAAGGGAAUAGAAAGUGACCCUUUUGAUGCUUUGUGGAAUUGGGUUGAUGAUGAAGUAGCAGCUAACCCCUGUAAUUGGUUUGGAGUUGAGUGCUCAGAUGGAAGAGUGGUGGUCUUGGAUUUGAAAGACCUUUGUCUUAGAGGAAAUCUGGCACCCGAGCUUGCGAACCUUGUUCACAUAAAGUCCAUAAUUUUGCGGAACAAUUCUUUUUAUGGAAUCAUCCCUGAAGGAAUUGCACAGUUGAAUGAAUUGGAGGUUUUGGAUUUGGGCUACAACAACUUCAGUGGACCACUACCUGCAGAUCUGGGGAACAAUAUUUCGCUAACAAUCCUUUUGCUGGACAACAAUGAUAAUCUUUGUGGUUUUUCUCAUGAAAUUAAUGAAUUGAAGAUACUUUCUGAAUAUCAAGUAGAUGAAAACCAACUAACUGGUGCAGAAAAAAUGUCAGCUUGCACAGGAAAAUCCUUCACGCGGCAUGUUGGCCAACAUGAAAAGGGUCUUCGAAGACUACUGCAAUUUCGUAUUCGUGAUCAUGAAAGUCCUUUUAAUCGUGCGGCUGAUUUUCCUGAUAGUCCUGCCCCAUCUCCUUCAGAUUCCCCACCUGCGUCACCACCAUUGAAUCAGAAUCCAGCUUUCCAUGAUCGAAAUCAUUCUGCUUCUCCUUCUCCCCAGGCUGAACCAGGCUCUGCACCACAAUCUAAAAGUACCUCAUCAAAGAACCAUCAUGUAGUUAUUUUGGGUGGAGUUGUAGGUGGUUCUGCAUUUCUUAUCAUUUCAAUCAUUGGCAUAUAUCUCUGUAAAACCAACAAGGUAGCUACCGUAAAACCUUGGGCCACGGGAUUAAGUGGACAGCUUCAGAAGGCAUUCGUAACAGGCGUGCCAAAACUAAAGAGAUCGGAGCUUGAAGCAGCAUGUGAAGAUUUUAGUAAUGUAAUUGGUACUUCAUCCAUUGGAACAGUGUACAAAGGGACUUUAUCUAGUGGUGUUGAAAUAGCUGUGGCCUCUGUUGCAGUGACUUCAUCCAGAGAUUGGUCAAAGACUUCAGAAGCCCAAUUUAGGAAGAAGAUUGACACAUUAUCAAAAGUGAACCACAAGAAUUUCGUAAAUCUUCUUGGAUAUUGUGAAGAAGAUGAGCCUUUCACCAGAAUGGUGGUUUUUGAAUACGCGCCAAACGGAACACUCUUUGAGCAUUUACACGUAAAAGAAGCUGAGCACUUGGAUUGGGGAACAAGACUUAGAGUUGCCAUGGGCACGGCUUAUUGCCUACAACAUAUGCACCAGUUGGACCCUCCUGUGGCCCAUAGUAACCUGAAUUCUUCAGCAAUUCAACUCACUGAUGAUUAUGCCGCCAAAAUCUCAGAUUUGGGUUUCCUAAAUGAUAUAGCUUCAGCUGAGAAAAAAGUUACUGCUAGAAACCACACUGACAUGACAUUAGCAAGUAACAUUUACAGCUUUGGUGUUAUAUUAUUUGAAAUGGUAACAGGCAGGCUCCCUUAUUCAGUGGAUAAUGAUGGUUCACUUGAUGACUGGGCUGCACACUAUUUACAAGGGGACCAUCCCCUCAUACAAAUGGUGGAUCCAACUCUAGCAUCCUUCCAAGAAGAACAACUAAACCAAGUUGCUGCUUUGAUUAAAUCUUGUGUCCAUCAUGAUCAAAACCAGAGACCAACAAUGAAAGAAGUUUGUGUGAGAUUAAGAGAGAUAACAACAAUAACACCUGAUGCCGCUGUUCCUAAACUUUCUCCACUAUGGUGGGCAGAGCUUGAGAUUUCUUCGGUAGAUGCAAGCUGAAACCGGUAAAUCAGAUUGUAAGUAUGGAGUUGUUACCAUUCUCAUCCUUUUUCUAUCGGUGAUGACAUAAAAAAGUAUUCACCUGUAGAUUGAUACAUCUUGUGUCUAUUGUAGGAGAGUGCCAAAUCACAUGUACAUAAGGGAGAUAAAGAAAAAUGUGAUUUUUUCUUUCUUUUUUUGGGUGCAUGGUUCAAUUAUGGUUUAUUAAAUUGCAUCAAGAAAAAAGGUUCAUUCAUAUACAAGUUAAUUUCAUUUGCUCAGUUUAUUUGGUGAAUUAAAAACUUUUUUAAAUUAUAUUUCUUACCCAUU
Molecule: messenger RNA, 2483 nt
Organism: Abrus precatorius (Indian licorice)
Lineage: Eukaryota; Viridiplantae; Streptophyta; Magnoliopsida; Fabales; Fabaceae
Product: probable inactive receptor-like protein kinase At3g56050
Exons: 9
Coding region: 246-2174 (642 amino acids)
Biological process (GO): protein phosphorylation
Molecular function (GO): ATP binding; protein kinase activity; protein binding
Source: RefSeq, a predicted model, not a curated record